AUGGCAAACGUUGCUUUUGAUUUUGGUAUUGGAUUAAUUCCAAUUGUUGGUGACUUUAUCAAUAUCAUGUACAAAUGCAAUUCUAGAAAUUUUAUCAAUUUAGAGAAAUAUUUGGUGAAGAAAUACUCCAAACAUGCAGCUGUACCAGUUCAGGCGACAAAUCCGACUAAACUGAAAACACUUGGGAAUAAUCCAAAUACUGGCGGAUUAUAUGAAAGUAAUCCAAAUACUGGCGGAUUAUAUGAAAGUAAUCCAAAUACUAGCGGAUUAUAUGAAAGUAAUCCGAAUAUUGACAAUAAAACACAAUAUGAUAGGCAUCAGAUUGUUUGA
Messenger RNA from Debaryomyces fabryi, 330 nucleotides. RefSeq lists its product as uncharacterized. The coding region runs from base 1 to 330 and encodes 109 amino acids. The transcript has a single exon. The record is from RefSeq and is a predicted model, not a curated record. Lineage: Eukaryota; Fungi; Ascomycota; Pichiomycetes; Serinales; Debaryomycetaceae.